This is a messenger RNA of Solanum dulcamara, 1351 nucleotides long. Its product is annotated as acetylserotonin O-methyltransferase-like. The record is from RefSeq and is a predicted model, not a curated record. NCBI's taxonomy places the organism in Eukaryota, Viridiplantae, Streptophyta, Magnoliopsida, Solanales, Solanaceae. Gene Ontology annotation, molecular function: protein dimerization activity; O-methyltransferase activity; S-adenosylmethionine-dependent methyltransferase activity. Bases 48 to 1157 code for a protein of 369 amino acids. Gene Ontology annotation, biological process: methylation. The transcript is spliced from 3 exons.
AAAACAUAAAGAAAAAAACAAAAACACCAAUUAAGCUUUUCUUCACCAUGGAGAAACAAACAAAUGGAGAAACAAGAACAAGUGAUGAAGAAAAAAAUCAAGAAUCUCAUGAAGCCCAAGCAAAUAUGUGGAAGUUUGUGUUUGGUUUCUCAGAAAUAGCUGUGAUUAAAUGUGCCAUUGAGUUAGGAAUUGCUGAUUUUUUGGAAAAAAAUCAAGAACCUGUUAGUCUAAAUCAACUAUCUAUUGCACUUGGUUGUUGCUCCAUUUCCCUCUAUCGUAUCCUAAGGUUCUUGAUCAACCGUGGAAUAUUCAAGGAGACAUUACCCGAAAAUGGCAAAAUUAGUUAUGUUCAAACACCUCUUUCCCGCCUUCUCAUUAAAGAAGGCGGGAAUAGCAUGGCUACUUUUCUGCUAUUCGAAAGCAACCCUGUGAUGCUGGCACCGUGGCACAAUCUUAGCGCACGUAUUUUGUCAAAGGACAAUAGUACACCCGCCUUUGAUGCAGUGCAUGGAAAGAAUAUCUGGAAAUUUGCAGAAGCUGAUCCCGAACACAAUAACCUCUUAAAUAAUGCAAUGGCUUGCGAUGCUAGGAUGGCAGUACCGGCAAUUAUCGACGGUUGCCCCAAAAUAUUCGAGGGGGUGAACACGAUGGUUGAUGUUGGUGGUGGUGAUGGAACAACUCUCAAAUUAUUGGUGGAGGCUUUUCCUUGGAUUAAUGGGAUUAAUUUUGAUCUCCCUCAUGUUGCUUCUGUUGCUCCUCAUGCUAUUGGUGUUGUACAUGUUGGAGGUGACAUGUUUAAUUAUGUUCCCAAAGCUGAUGCUGCAUUCCUCAAGUGGGUUUUGCAUGAUUGGGGAGAUGAAGAAUGCAUACAAAUAUUAAUAAAGUGUAGAGAAGCAAUUCCAAAAGACAAAGGGAAAGUGAUAAUUGUUGAGGCAAUAAUUGGUGAAAAAGAAGAAAUUAUUACAAGAGGGUCAAAUAAUGAGAAGCUCAAAGAUGUUGCUUUAAUGUUGGAUAUGGUGAUGAUGGCUCACACAACCAAUGGUAAAGAGAGGACUGCUAAAGAAUGGGCUUAUGUUUUGAAUGCUGCUGGAUUCAAUAGACACACUAUUAGUCACAUUAAUGCUGUUCAGUCUGUUAUUCAAGCUUAUCCUUCUUGAUUUUUAGUAUUUUUGAAGGUAGAUUCAAAAUGUAAACUUUGUCGGUUCAUUUUUAAGGUUUUUAAUUAUCAUUGAAUUCGAUGUACUUUUAAAAUUAUGAAUUCAAAUUUAUUACUUGUUGCAAUAACAUAUCUGUUGUAGUGAUUCCACAAGUGGAGUCCGUUCAAUAUGUUAUUCAAGCUAAUCCUUCUUGA